Molecule: messenger RNA, 2771 nt
Organism: Scatophagus argus
Lineage: Eukaryota; Metazoa; Chordata; Actinopteri; Scatophagidae
Product: transmembrane protein 235
Exons: 4
Coding region: 479-1111 (210 amino acids)
Cellular component (GO): apical plasma membrane
Source: RefSeq, a predicted model, not a curated record
AGUCAAUAUCAGAUAACUAACUUGUCGCCGGAUGUGAGCUAUUUUGCAUAAAAACAUAAAGAUUUAUCACCUUCGCAGUACAUAUUCCCUACACUGAGUUUUAUUUUGAAAUUCGGCAGAGGAAGUGUGGCAAUUGUAUCUUAAUUUAGUCAGAGAGAGCGCCGCUCCUGCUGUCAGCCACGUUCAUGUGACAGUGUGAUAUAAGCUGCGGGUGCUGAGAAAAACGCACAUUUUUGCUUCUCUCCUUUUAAACUAAACUGGAAAUAAUUAAGGGAAUUUGUUUUUCCUCCGUUUCCUUCCUAAAGCACAUUUUAUGACAGUGGUAGCCAUGGAGAGCCAGCACUUUACGGGGAUGUGUCCAGGUGGAGAGAUUUUACGCAUCGCGCAGUUUGGAGCGUCGGUACUAAAUACAGUGUAGAAGAUUAUAAAAAUUUAAGAGAAUAUUGAGCAACUGCGCUCUGCGUGCAGACUGUGCAUAAUGAAGUACGGACUGGUGGUCCUCACUGCUGGAUUUACAGGUUUGCUCAGUUUUAGCCUCCUUGCUGUGGCUAUUGGGACUGAUUACUGGUACAUCAUCGAUGUGAAUAAACCCAAUCACACGGGUCCAGACGACCUGAGUUCACAUUCUGGACUUUGGCGGAUUAAUGAAGGAGCAAACAGGACCUCAGUCAUCCCUUCUUUCACAGCAAAUAUGUCCAGCCUGUCAGAGGCAGAAAGGCACCUUCUUGGCCUGCACAAGGUGGUAGUCAUCAUGUUGCCCCUCAGUCUCGUCCUGCUGGUGUUUGGCUGGAUCUUUGGACUGGUCAGUUCACUGGCCAGCAGUCCUAACCUGCUGGCUGGAUCUGCAUCUUAUUUUCUCAUCUGCAGUCUUUUUACCUUGACUGGGGUCAGCAUCUACAUCAAAUACUCCCACCAGGCCAUGGAGGACUUCCAGCAGAUCGUGUCCCCGGAGAACCUUGCCACUGUGGACGUGUCUUUUGGCUGGUCUUUAGCCGCAGCUUGGCUCUCCUUUGGCCUGGAGGUGACCACCGGCCUGCUGCUUAUGCUAGCUGCCAGAAUAACUCAGAUGAAGGGACACUAUGACUCUGGUGUGGCCAUUGCUAUGUUAUAGAUUAAUGUUUGUGUUUGUGUUUUAUUUAUUUUUGCAGGAAAGGGGUUGAUGGUACUUGAGCAAAGAUCUAGUGAGUCAAGUGCCAAGACAUGAAAGAAUAUAAAUGCAAGCUGGCUUUACAUUACUGCCACCAUAAACACAUGGAUGCUGGGUAGCUGUUGCUUUUGAACAUAUUUUUUCGUUGUUUUCACUGGCUUGCUGCGAGCCCUGCUGCUUCACAGCGCUGCCUUGUCUGUUCAUUGUGUGGUAGAACAAACAGAUAAAGAGGCCACCCAUUCAGAGUGUAAAUACUGCAUACACUACAACAGUACUGGCAGUGUUUGUGUUACAAAUACGAUUUUGCGAGAGUACGUGUUUCACAUUUUGUUCAGUGUGUUAGCAGUGUGUCUUGAAACGUCUAUUUCAUAUAAAACAGCUUUUUAAAUGAGUUAAAUGCAAAUUCACUGCCUUGAAGUAUGAACGCAGGCAAAUAAUUAAAAUUGAACGGGUCGUUUGUUUUUUUGACACACUGUACAUGAGCCUUUUUGACUUGGGGACAACUUCUGUACCCAUAUGUUAUACUGAAUUUAAAUGUGAUUCAUAUCAGUAGUUCAGGGUAUUUCAUUCAAGUGAAACCAUUGCUGAUUCUGCAGAAGGAAACCACCAGGCAAUGGAGCCAGUGAGACUUUAGCACACAGAGCCAUGUGAAACAGAAAUUUGCAUUUUGCAGCUUUUGUAAACCAGUUAACAUUUAGUUGAAGACAUGAUAAGACGGUUGUGGCUGCUCAGUAUUGUGACUUUUAGUUUUUGCCUCCUGCUUGCAAAUUUUGUACCUGUAGCCAACCUAGAUGCAUUAAACAUUGAAACAGGGCUGAAGAAAAGUGCACUCGGGGGGUGCAGAAAGCUGCUUUCAGCAGUACAGUAUGUGCAUGUGCUGCUGACUGUUUUGCUGUAGUUAACGGCUGGAUGUUGUAAUCUUCUGUCUGAGCUGUUUAUUUGUAGAAAUAGCGUUUCUUCUCUCUGGGAGUAAAAAGAACACUGUGAAAAUACAACAUUUAGCACUCUGCAAUCCUAUAAAAUGUGUUGUGUUUUUGUUCCUUUUCGCUGCCGUAAAAAACUUUGCUUACGCUUUCAUUACUGAACGGCUUCACUUUUUUCAUUUAUUUUACCGUGACAUGAAUGAAACAUUAAUACAACUUAAUACAACAUUAAUAAAACAGCACCAUGAAUAGGCAACAGGGACAAGGCCACAUUGAAUCAAAUGCUUUCAAACACCAGUGCUACACUCUGUAACAGUAAGCUGUCUUGAUUUUUGUGCUGUGCUGAUUAUAUGCUCAAUCAUGCACUGUGUAUUUGUUUUACCUAAUUAUGAGACAACAAGUGUUGCAGUUAGUAGAAUACCUAGCCUCUGUACCUCAGGUUAAAUCGGGCCUGCCUGCCUCUGAAUGUAAAUAAAGCACACCAGGAGUCAAGCUGUACAGCAAGAGAAUUUUUAAGACAACUGCCAAAGAAAGCUUCAGAAAUGUUCGACCAAUAUGUUGUAACACUGUUGUGUGUAUAAGUCAGUUAAUACAAAAUAUGGGUGCACAUACAACCUACUGGAGAUGUUGUGGCAACAGUGAAAUUUAACACAAGAAUGGGUUUAUAAUAAUCAGCAUGUUGCUGCCUUGUAUGUGGGUAA